This is a messenger RNA of Penicillium argentinense, 1818 nucleotides long. RefSeq names its product WD40 repeat domain-containing protein. Gene Ontology annotation, molecular function: protein binding. NCBI's taxonomy places the organism in Eukaryota, Fungi, Ascomycota, Eurotiomycetes, Eurotiales, Aspergillaceae. Gene Ontology annotation, cellular component: nucleus; cell division site; cell tip. The transcript has 7 exons. Gene Ontology annotation, biological process: carbon catabolite repression of transcription. The record is from RefSeq and is a predicted model, not a curated record. The coding region runs from base 1 to 1818 and encodes 605 amino acids.
AUGUUUUAUGAUGUGACGUUCCACGUCGAGGUCACUUUCCCGAUCCUUGAUCCUUGGGCCGAUCGCGAUACAGCCACAGUCCUACACCUGCUGACCGAACUCUCUCAUUCUGCCAGUGUCCUUCCACCUCCACCACCUCGCUACACCAUCCCUGUCGCUUACGCGGCGGGGGCGGCGAACGGCAUGGCGGUCCCUGUGGUCGAAACGAAUAACACCAUUUCCCACCCGGAGGGUGGAUGUCCAUUACAAGUCGGAGAAGGAACCUAUACGCUCAAAGAUGACCUUCUCCUGGCAACACCACCUCCUCACCCCUCCGAAGCACCCAUCGUCAACCCCAAUCCUCUCGCUACUGUUCCAACACCACCCACGGCUGGUGUGAAGCUUUCCCUUGUCAGCCUUGACCCUCGCAAGAAGCCGCCGACCUUCCUGAAGACGGCUGUUACGGCACCGCCAUUUGGUGAUGGAAACCCCGCACUUGCGGCACCGGCACCACCGGCGAAGGAUGCGCUCAAACGACGGAAGCCGAAGAACAAUAUCAUCAAGAGUAGUUCCUCGUUCGUUUCAAGAGUGAUCACACACGAAACCUCAGCAAAGCGCUUGAGCGACCGGGACCCGAAUGGAAUCUUUGCAUUUGCGAACAUCAAUAGAGCAUUCCAAUGGCUUGAUCUGAACUCAGCGCAGAAGGAGGAACAUCUUACCAAAGUACUCUUUACCAAAGCGCACAUGCUUUGCCACGACAUCAACGACCUGACGAAAACCUCUUCUCAUCUGGACAUUGUGAUGGGAUCGUCGGCGGGUGACAUCAUUUGGUACGAGCCGAUGUCGCAGAAAUACGCUCGCAUCAAUAAGAACGGCGUGAUCAACAACUCUCCUGUUACAAGUAUCAAAUGGCUUCCUGGAUCCGAGAAUCUGUUCCUCGCAUCGCACGCAAAUGGGGUCUUGGUGGUAUACGACAAGGAAAAGGAGGAUGCGCUGUUCACCCCCGAAGUCACUCACCAGCCUGAUCAUGACGCCAGCCGGUAUCCUCUGGAGGUGCUCAAGUCGGUUCAGUCAAAGAACCAAAAGACCAAUCCAGUCUCUUACUGGAAGUUGGCAAACCAGAAGAUUUCGCACUUCUCCUUUUCCCCGGACCAGAGACAUUUGGCUAUUGUCUUGGAGGACGGUUCUCUUCGUCUGAUGGAUUAUUUGAAAGAGGAGGUACUUGAUAUCUUCCGCAGCUACUACGGCGGUUUGAUCUGUGUUUGCUGGUCUCCCGACGGGAAGUACAUUGUUACUGGUGGCCAAGACGACCUUGUCACGAUCUGGUCUUUUCCAGAGCGCAAGAUUAUUGCUCGUUGCCAGGGUCACAAUUCCUGGGUUUCCGCGGUCGCUUUCGAUCCGUGGCGUUGCGAUCAGAAAACCUAUCGAUUCGGCAGUGUUGGCGACGACUGCAGGCUUCUCCUGUGGGAUUUCAGUGUCGGCAUGCUUCAUCGACCCCGGACACAUCAAACCACUGCUCGUCACCGGACCAGCCUUGUUAUGCCAAGCACGCAGACCUCGAAUCGCCACCGAGCUGACAGUGGCGGUAACCGCGUGCGAUCAGACUCGGAAAGAACUGAGAAGUUGGAUGGAGACCUUGACCCAAUGGCGAGUCAUCCUGUUGAGCCUCGAGCGCGGACUGCUUUACUGCCCCCUAUUAUGUCCAAAAUUGUCGGCGAAGACCCAAUCUGCUGGCUCGGGUUCCAGAAGGACUGCAUUUUGACAUCCUCGCUCGAAGGUCACAUUCGCACCUGGGAUCGACCAAACGACAGCGUUGUUAGCCAUGAUCCUCGCCUUUAA